GCGUAGGUGUUCGGCUUUGAAAUGCAGCGGGAUUUAGUGAGUUUGCCCCUAUCCCCAGCGGUGCGGGUGAAGCUGGUGUCUGCAGGUUUCCAGACUGCUGAGGAACUCCUAGAGGUGAAACCCUCCGAACUCAGCAAAGAAGUUGGGAUAUCUAAAGAGGAAGCCUUAGAAACUCUGCAAAUUAUAAGAAGAGAAUGUCUCACAAAUAAAACAAGUUAUUCUGGUACAGCUGAGUCAGGCAAGAAGUGCACAGCACUGGAACUUCUUGAGCAGGAGCAUACCCAGAGUUCCAUAAUUACCUUCUGUUCCGCACUAGAUAAUAUUCUUGGGGGUGGCAUACCCUUAACCAAAACAACAGAAAUUUGUGGUGCACCAGGUGUUGGAAAAACACAAUUAUGUAUGCAGUUGGCAGUAGAUGUGCAGAUACCAGAAUGUUUUGGAGGAGUGGAAGGUGAAGCAGUUUUUAUUGAUACAGAGGGGAGUUUUAUGGUUGAUAGAGUGGUAGACCUUGCUAAUGCCUGCAUUCAACACCUGCAGCUUAUAGCAGGAACACAUAUGGGAGAAGAGCACCCAAAAGCUUUGCAGGAUUUCACUCUUGAAAAUAUUCUUUCCCAUAUUUAUUAUUUUCGUUGUCGUGACUACACAGAGCUAUUGGCACAAGUUUAUCUGCUUCCAGACUUCCUUUCAGAACACUCAAAGGUUCGAUUAGUGAUAGUGGAUGGCAUUGCUUUUCCUUUUCGUCAUGACCUAGAUGACCUAUCCCUUCGUACUCGAUUACUAAAUGGCCUAGCGCAGCAAAUGAUCAGCCUUGCAAAUAACCACAGAUUAGCUGUAAUUUUAACCAAUCAGAUGACAACAAAGAUCGAUAAAAAUCAGGCCUUGCUGGUUCCUGCACUGGGGGAAAGUUGGGGGCAUGCUGCUACAAUACGACUAAUCUUUCAUUGGGACCAGAAGCGAAGGUUGGCAACAUUGUACAAAUCACCAAGCCAGAAGGAUGCUACAGUACUGUUUCAAAUCACACCUCAGGGAUUUAGAGAUGCUGUUGUUGCUACUGCAUGUUCAUUGCAAACAGAAGGAUCAUUGAAUAUCCGGAAGCGGUCACGGGACUCAGAGGAAGAAAAGGAAUCCAAACACUAGUCUCAGGGUAUACAUAUGUAUUGAUGCUGUGAGAGUUGCAGUGCUUACAAGUAGUAGACUCGUUACUUUAGAAUAUAAACACUAUGGCGUGAAUGAAUCCAGUCUAUAUUAAGUGAAUGGUGAAUGAAUGGAUCAGGUCUAUACUAAGUGAAAAUACUUAACAAAUAGGAUUCUCUGAAAGAGUUUUUCUAAACUAAGCAGUGUUCUACAGUUGUAUUUAACCCUGUUUUUAUUUUCAGUAACAUUCAGUAGAGAUGAUACAGUUAUUGUAUUUUGCAAAUGUGGAAAGCUGAUCGCUUGUGACCAAUCUGAAUUUAAUAUUCAGACUGUUUUUUCCUCCUUUUUUUUCUUUUUUUUUUUUUGCGGUACGUGGGCCUCUCACUGUUGUGGCCUCUCCCGUCGUGGAGCACAGGCUCUGGACGCGCAAGCUCAGCGGCCAUGGCUCACGGGCCCAGCCGCUCCGCGGCAUGUGGAAUCUUCCCAGACCGGGGCACGAACCCAUGUCCCCUGCAUCGGCAGGCGGACUCUCAACCACUGCGCCACCAGGGAAGCCCCUAUUGUUAUUAUAUGUAAUAAUUAUUACAUGUAUACAUAUAGCUGUUGUUUUAAGGGAGUAUUUUUGAUAUUUCUUUGCUUUCUGUGUUCUUAGCCAAUUGCCUAGACAUUUCUAGGAGGAAAAGAUUUUUUUCACAUUCCUAUUGUGCUCUCCUCUUUAAAUGUAGCUUUGAUAAUUCUUAAAAAUGACAUGUUUCUAUUAUGAAGAAAAGCCAGCACCAUGAGUCAGCAUAUCAUUACAUUCAGUUUAUGAGUACGAUACACAUUUUGGAUGACCAGUCUGAUUUUAGUGACCCCAAUCCUAAAAUCUAAGUCAUUUGUUCAUUUUUUAAUGUUAUUUUGUAACAUUAAAGGAAGGACUUUGGAGUUGUUAUCCCAUGUAGAACAUUGACUGGAACAUAUAUCUAUGUUGCCAAGUUGAUAAGCUCACAGUCAUUUAUUUCUAUAUUUUUGAAACAUAGUGUGAUCCAGUUCUAGGUGUACUGACAUUAUCCUUUGAAUAAUCUUAAUACUGAUUGAAUAAAUUAAAAAUUUGGAUUCUUGAGUGGUUUCAAAAUUUAAAAAUGUUUUGGUACCUGGUUCUUAGUACUUCUUAAUUCAUUUACAAAAUUUACUUUGACUCCCAGUGGAAGAAAAUUAUUUAAGUAAUUGAACAUUAUAUACCGUGACAACCAUAUUUUCCAGACUUUAGUGACAGUUGGUAUUUCCUGUCCCAGACUGAACACUAAAUUCAUAAAAUUUUAAAGAUGUAAUUAUUCUGUAAUUGAUUAUACAUAGACUAACCAUAGUUGGCGAGGACUUUUUAAAGAAUGAAAAUAGGCACUGGUAACAAUUAUACCAGAACAUAAAUCAGGACUGUCCCAGGCAAAUCAGGCUUAUGGUCAUCCUAAUUAUGUAAAACUAAUUUCAAAUGACUAAUAUAGGAUAACUAAUUGUAAAUAUCUUAUUUUUGAGUGCUUUAAGGCAUAUGUUUUUAUUAUAAUUAAUGCAGUCAUUAUAAAAAAUUACCUGUCAUUUUAUAUUCUGUCUACUCAAAUCAUAACAUCAAGAGAGUAAGGGGGUUGUUGAGUGAUAAAUAUCAGUGUUACCAGGCAUCAGAUACUGUUAAGAGGUCAUUUUAUAAAGCAUUAUAACACUGUACUUUAAAAGAACUAUGAGACCCCAAAAUGGAUUAAAGACCUAAAUGUAAGGCCAGGCACUAUCAAACUCUUAGAGGAAAACAUAGGCAGAACACUGUAUGACAUAAAUCACAGCAAGAUCUUUUUUGACCCACCUCCUAGAGAAAUGGAAAUAAAGACAAAAAUAAACACAUGGGACCUAAUGAAAAUUAAAAGCUUUUGCACAGCAAAGUAAACCAUAAACAAGACAAAAAGACAACCCUCAGAAUGGGAGGAAAUAUUUGCAAAUGAAGCAACUGACAAAGGAUUAAUCUCCAAAAUUUACAAGCAGCUCAUGCAGCUCAGUAUCAAAAAAACAAACAACCCAAUCCAAAAAUGGGCAGAAAACCUAAAUAAACAUUUCUCCAAAGAAGAUAUAUAGAUUGCCAACCAACAUGUGAAAGAAUGCUCAACAUCAUUAAUCAUUAGAGAAAUGCAAAUCGAAACUACAAUGAGAUAUCAUCUCACACCAGUCAGAAUGUCCAUCAUCAAAAAAUCUACAAACAAUAAAUGCUGGAGAGGGUGUGGAGAAAAGGGACCCCUCUUGCACUGUUGGUGGGAAUGUAAAUUGUUACAGCCACUAUGGAGAACAGUAUGGAGGUUCCUUAAAAAACUAAAAAUAGAACUACCAUACGACCCAGCAAUCCCACUACUGGGCAUAUACCCUGAGAAAACCAUAAUUCAAAAAGAGUCAUGUACCAAAAUGUUCAUUGCAGCUCUAUUUACAAUAGCCAGGACAUGGAAGCAACCUAAAUGUCCAUCAACAGAUGAAUGGAUAAAGAAGAUGUGGCACAUAUAUACAGUGGAAUAUUAACUCAGCCAUAAAAAGAAGUGAAAUUGAGUUAUUUGUAGUGAGGUGGAUGGACCUAGAGUCUGUCAUAGUGAAGUAAGUCAGAAAGAGAAAAACAAAUACCAUAUGCUAACACGUAUAUAUGGAAUCUAAGGGGAAAAAAUGGUCAUGGAGAACCUAGGGGCAAGACGGGAAUAAAGACACACACCUACUAGAGAAUGGACUUGAGGAUAUGGGGAGGGGGAAGGGUAAGCUGUGACAAAGUGAGAGAGUGGCAUGGACAUAUAUACACUACCAAACGUAAAAUGGAUAGCUAGUGGGAAGCAGCCGCACAGCACAGAGAGAUCAGCUCCGCGCUUUGUGACCACCUAGAGGGGUGGGAGGGAGGGAGACGCAAGAGGGAAGAGAUACGGAAACAUAUGUAUAACUGAUUCACUUUGUUAUAAAGCAGAAACUAACCAUUGUAAGGCAAUUAUACUCCAAUAAAGAUGUUUAAAAAAAAAAACUAUGAGACCCUGAAUAUUGACAAAGCCAAGUGUAUUUCUUUUUU
Messenger RNA from Mesoplodon densirostris (Blainville's beaked whale), 4189 nucleotides. RefSeq names its product RAD51 paralog C (gene RAD51C). NCBI's taxonomy places the organism in Eukaryota, Metazoa, Chordata, Mammalia, Artiodactyla, Ziphiidae. The transcript is spliced from 9 exons. Gene Ontology annotation, biological process: reciprocal meiotic recombination; DNA repair; meiotic DNA recombinase assembly. Bases 22 to 1137 code for a protein of 371 amino acids. Gene Ontology annotation, cellular component: replication fork; Rad51B-Rad51C-Rad51D-XRCC2 complex; Rad51C-XRCC3 complex. The record is from RefSeq and is a predicted model, not a curated record. Gene Ontology annotation, molecular function: crossover junction DNA endonuclease activity; ATP binding; four-way junction DNA binding.